UUACGCUGUCGACUAUACUAACGGCGAAAACAUUGAAAAAGUUAUCGGCAUUUUAUGGUUUUGUUAAGGUGUCGGCUGACCAGUAGAAUACUGUAACGUGCCCUAAAAAGCGUAUUUCCGUGGUGUCAAAAUGUUCAUAUUUCGGAGUAUUUAGUGUUUUAAAUGGAUCAUACUAUUCCUUAUAACGCAUUCGAAUUCUCAACGGUUAAUCGCGUAACUUAACACCACAUCACACAACGCGUGACGAUUUCAUGAAAUAAUGCUUCGCUUUUCCUCGAGACGUGAGCUUGGGACGCCUGUGGUGAGUUCUGGUGACGAAUGCUCAUGGUCUGACCGGAAGCAGUCAAUAUUUGCAUUUUGAAUGAAUAAUGUCGAUUUCGCUACGGACCGUCCCGUGCUGAAUACCCAAAGACAAGUAGAGAAGAUGGCUUUGUACUUCGUCUUCCUCUGUGUUUUCCUCGGGUUAAUGCAGAAUUCAAAUGCAAAAAUUUUCACGGCAGAUUUCGACCAACGCUUGAAUCGAGAACGAAGGAAUGAACACAACGAAGAGUUGAUUCCUUUAAGUUUGCUCAUAACAUCGAAAAUAUCUUCACGCUUUGCGAACACGCUUGUAACAAGUACGUUACAAAACAAAUCUCCCGAUGAUCGAGAGGCUAAGUUCGUCGUACAGCUCCCAGAAACAGCUUUCAUCUCCAACUUCUCGAUGGUAGUGAAAGGAAAACGCUACAUCGCACGCGUCAAGGAAAAGAAUGCAGCGAAAAUGGAAUACGAGGAAGCCAAGAACAAAAGCCUAAACACAGGCCUUGUGAGUUAUAGUAAAUCUCAACUAGCUUUGCGAGGAAUGGACGUAUUCGAAAUUGCAAUCAAUGUAGCGCCAAGGAGUACCGCUGUGUUUUACCUCAACUAUCAACAGUUGCUUCUAAGACGAAAAGGAUUCUACGAACAAACAAUCAGCAUUCGUCCAAAACAGAUUGUUCCUGUUUUAAAUGUUACUGUCGACGUCGAAGAACCGCAAGACUUAUCUCACGUAGAGGUCAUGAAAAUUCGCAAGGAUCCAAGCGAUGUACUGGAGAAGGGAAAUCCAUCAGCAGCGGUGACUCAAACAUCGCCGAAAUCGGCACGUGUAACAUACAAUCCCAGUGAAACCGAACAGAGAAAACAUGGAAAUGCAGGAGUUGAUGGCGAUCUUAUUAUACAGUACGACGUUCAUCACGAAAAUAACGCAGGCGUCAUUCAAGUUCUCGAUUCCUUUUUCGUUCAGUAUUUCUCCCCCAGUGGUUUAAAUCCAUUGCCAAAAAACGUUGUCUUCGUUAUUGACAUCAGUGGUUCAAUGCAAGGUCAAAAGAUUGAACAAACCCGCCAAGCCAUGUUCACUAUCCUCAGCCAGCUUCGCUCUGACGAUUCAUUCAACAUCGUCCUGUUUAAUGGCGACACAGUGAAGUGGAGACCUUCAACCUCGCUCGCGACAGGUGACAAUAUUCAAGCUGGGAAAAAUUUUGUGAUUCAAAGCGUGAAAGCAGGAGGCAGCACCAACAUCAACGAUGCUCUUCUUUUGGCCCUAAACCUUCUUGGAGAUAUUGCUCGCCAGGGGGACUCACUUGCUGCAGACAAUUUCCCGAUGGUGCUGUUUCUGACCGAUGGUGAGCCAACCGCGGGGGUUGUCAAUGGUCAGCAGAUCCGUGCCAACAUUCUUGAGGCGAAUACGUUAAAAGCAUCCGUGUUUUCUCUAGGAUUUGGCUUUAACCUUAAUAUGGACUUGCUGACUGCGCUAUCAGCUGAAAAUGGGGGAGCAGCUCGACGAAUCUAUCCAGAUAAGGACGCUGCCAGUCAACUAGAAGGAUUUUUUGACGAGAUCAGCACACCUCUAUUGGUGCGAGUUCGAUUCGAGUAUCCUCAGGACGUGGUAGAUAUCACACAAGUCACCGCUACAGAGUUUUCUCAGUAUAACAAUGGAUCGGAGCUUGUUGUGUCUGGAAAGCUCAAGGAAGGACUCAGUGAUUCAAGGCUGAUGCCUGUUAAUGUUCGGGGUAUCUCUAGCAUCAAACCUGUCUCUUACUCUCUGACUCACACUCUCCAAAACCUGACCGUUUCAUCAGACGAGGUGCUGGUCGAAAACUUUCCUGAGAGACUGUGGGCUUACAUGAAAAUUAAGGAGCUGUUACUCAAUCUCCUGGUAACUGAAAAUUUAGAGGAAAAAGCUCGACUGAAGUCAGAAGCGCUGAAUAUUUCUUUGAAGUACAAAUUCGUCACACCGCUCACAUCCUUCGUGGUUGUUGAGUCAGAUUCCUAUUUGAAAGAUGACAACAUUCUCGAAGGUACAUCGGUUGUUGUCGGUAAAGGAGCCGACUCGCGCAACAGAGCUACAUCAGCUGCAUGCAAACCUCAGUCCACUGAAUCGUUGAUUGUUGUGACUUUGUUCUUAGUGCGAUAUUCUUUCAUAAGUCUUUACUGAGCAUGAGCAGCAUGACAAAACAAUUUAACCAGUAAUAAUUUGCUUAACACUUAAACUCCCAAGAUCUAGUUGUUAAUUCUCCCCUCUAGCCACUAUGCAUUUCCUUGUAAAUUAGCGAUAACAACU
This is a messenger RNA of Stylophora pistillata, 2578 nucleotides long. RefSeq names its product inter-alpha-trypsin inhibitor heavy chain H4. NCBI's taxonomy places the organism in Eukaryota, Metazoa, Cnidaria, Anthozoa, Scleractinia, Pocilloporidae. The record is from RefSeq and is a predicted model, not a curated record.